AUGAACUGUAAGGAAAAUACAUUUGCAUAUCCUAUGGAAAAUACAUUCACAUAUCCUAUAGAAAAUAUACUUACAUAUUCUAUGAAAAACUCAUUUACAAAUCACAUGGAGAAUUUAUUUACAAAUCAUAUGGGGAAUAUGUUCUCAUAUUAUAUAGACGAUACAUUUAUAAAUGCUACUAAAACUCUAGUUAUUGAUAAAGACAUUGAAGUGGAUAUAGGCACUGAAAUGGAUAAAAGUAUGGAAGUGGGUGAAGAUAUGAGAGUAGAUAAAAGUACAGAAGUAGACGAAGAUACAGAAGUGAAUAAUGGCAUCGAAGUGAGUUAA
Molecule: messenger RNA, 327 nt
Organism: Dentiscutata erythropus
Lineage: Eukaryota; Fungi; Glomeromycota; Glomeromycetes; Diversisporales; Gigasporaceae
Source: the annotation of a GenBank genome assembly